AUGUCUCAUAAACACGCUAGUGAUAUUAUAUCAACAGAAGAUUUAUUAUCAUCUAUUAUAACUAAUGAAUCAGAAACAACUAAUAAUAAAAUACGUGCUUUGAUUAUUGUUCCUGGUGGUGGUGGAAAAACAACUUUAGUCAACUGUCUCCAAUCAACAAAUAUUAAUUGUGCAGAUAUUGAUUAUUAUUGGGAUCAAGAAAAAGAAAAAGAAUAUAUUAAUAAAUUAACAUUUGAAUGGAAAAAUGCUUGUUUAGAUAUUAAAAAUAGAGAAAAACGCCAUCAAAUAGAAGAUGAAUAUGUUUUAUUAAAAUCAAUUUUAUCAAAAGAAAAAUGGUCUAAUGAAUACAUGUUAGAUAUUUUAUUUGUUCAAACUUUUAAACAAGCAUCGUUAUUAAUGGAUAAAACAUGUUUUUCAUUAAAUCUUUUACCUACAAUUAAAUUACAUCAUCAUAAUUUAAAUUUACGUAGUUCAUCAAUUGAACAUGCACCAGAUGAUUUUGAUGUUUGUAUAAGACAAUGGAAAGAAAAUGAGCAACAUAAACCAUAUGUAUUAUAUGAUAAUUUCGAAGAAUUUCAACAUAUUGUUAGUUUAUUUCAUCAAUUUGUUUUAUCUAAAAGAUAA
Molecule: messenger RNA, 624 nt
Organism: Rotaria sordida
Lineage: Eukaryota; Metazoa; Rotifera; Eurotatoria; Philodinida; Philodinidae
Source: the annotation of a GenBank genome assembly